Molecule: messenger RNA, 1737 nt
Organism: Clonostachys byssicola
Lineage: Eukaryota; Fungi; Ascomycota; Sordariomycetes; Hypocreales; Bionectriaceae
Source: the annotation of a GenBank genome assembly
AUGAGACUACUCAACACUGAAACGCUGAAGCUUGAGUUCUUCCAAGCAGAUGCUCCCCGAUAUGCCGUCCUCUCACACAGAUGGGAAGAAGAAGAGGUGACGUACGAAGACAUCCGGACGGGCAGAGACGUCGCACAGCUUAAAGGAUAUUCUAAGCUGCGGAUGAGCGCACAGGUUGCCAAGGGCGCUGGGUAUGACCACAUAUGGAUCGACACCUGUUGCAUCGACAAGUCAAGCAGCGCAGAGCUCUCCGAGGCCAUCAAUUCCAUGUUCAAAUGGUACAAAGCUUCUGCAGAGUGUAUCGCCUAUCUCUCGGAUAUUGAGGGCAGCAGAUCGAUACUAGAGAGCCGAUGGUUUAGCCGUGGGUGGACCUUGCAGGAGAUGAUCGCGCCCAAGCAGGUCAAUUUCUACGAUCGUCAUUGGGAGCCUCGUGGUUCGAAGAGUGACUGGAAAGGAGCUAUACAAAAAAACACUGGAAUUCCUUCUGGCGCCCUGGAUGGGACCGUGGACUUAAACACCAUUCCCAUUUGUUGUAAAAUGUCUUGGGCAGCUGGGAGGGUGACUACCAGAGGAGAGGAUGUUGCCUACUGCCUACUUGGCAUCUUCAACGUCAAUAUGCCCUUGCUCUACGGGGAAGGCCGAGACAAGGCAUAUCGAAGGCUCCAAGAAACUAUCGUCCGAGAGAACGAUGACGAGAGCAUCUUUGCUUGGACAGCUCCGCCUUUUGAGGCUCUCCAGGUAGAUUUCUGGGGUUUGCUGGCGCCGUCUCCGGCGUACUUUCGGGACUCGAGGAGCUACUCAAUUCCACGUUUCAAGACGUGGCGAACUGAAGGGCCCUUGGAAAUCACGAACAGAGGACUUAAGGCGUCUUUGGCAUUAUGCCCAAUACCUGAAGACAUGUCAAAAACCCAGUUCCUCGCUGUGCUUAAUUGCUCUCGAUCUAGUGAGCAUUCAACUAGCGCAUCAAGCUCAUUCACAAUCACACUUCAGAAGCUUUCGGAGUUCGAGGACCAGUAUGCUCGCGUCCGACCUGACAAGAUUCGAUCGGUUGAUAGCAUAGUCCUUGCAGGCCAAGCUCAGACGAGCACGCGUCCCAUAUUUGUCCGUUCAGAUCCACGGCCUACCGAUCCUGUACUUGGCUUCUGCGCCGACAAAUCACAAAAAGUACAUUUCGAUUUCCCAACUAACUCACAUGAAGGGCCGGUCGUCUUGAAAGGGUUUACAAACAUUGAGUUGGAAGCAUCUAACCCAUGGCUAUGCCAGAAGGUGACCGAUUCCCGCGAAGUCUACUCGGUCGAGCUGAGCGAGGAUAUGGCCUCUGCUGAAGCUCAAAACGAAACCAGCAGUCUCAAGUCAAGAAGGCUCGACGCUGUGCUAAGGCUUCGUUGUCGCUCUUUUCUCUUAGAGGAAGCAGAUGGUAAUUUUCAAGCACGUUGCAGCCCUUUCCAACCUAGCCCGAGCUACGAAGACCCCUACUUGCUACUCGGUUUUGAGGCUCUGCCACGGAACGCGAUGGGGAAUCGAUCCGCAUUCCUCAAACCGUGGUAUGCCUUCGCUUCUUCAAGUGAGCCAGAAGCCGUUCAAGCUAUCCUAACUAGUGAGAACUUGCUGGAACAGUCAGUGCACACAGCGCCCGGCCAUUCUCAAUUUCAGAUUGAGCUCCAGGCCACGACAUUAAACUUCCGGACCUUUUACGAAGUAAAUGUAGUCUCCUUUACAGACGAUAGGAGCACCUGA